AUGUCGACGGUAGUAGGCGCACGUUCCGAGCCCACCACGCCGACGGCCACCCGCAAGCGCCCGGCGGCGGAGCGCGUCGCCAACGGCAACGGCGGCAAGAAGGCUCGGUACUCGUUCGGGAGCAUUCGCGACUACGAGACGCUGGAGGUGCUCGGGGAAGGCGCCUACGGCCAGGUCUCGAAGGCGCGCGACCGCCGCACCGGCAAGAAGGUGGCGGUGAAGUGGAUCCGCGCGCCCGACAUGCCGGCCGUGAUCCGUGAGGCCGGCUGCCACGCGGCGUGCCGCGGCCACCCGUCCGUCGUCGACAUCCUGGACGUGGCGACGGACGCCGACACGGGGGACAUGUUCCUCGUCAUGGAGCUCGUCGCCGGCGGGCUCACCCUGCGCGAGCACCUCUACAAGCCUCUCUCGGAGGACGUGGCCCGCGUGAUGAUGCGGCAGCUCCUGGACGCGGCCGAGAGGCUGCACGGGGCCGGCGUCGUCCAUCGGGACAUCAAGCCCGAGAACGUCCUCGUCACCAUGUUCGGCGAGCUGAAGGUGGGCGACUUCGGGUCGGCGACGCGCCGGAGGCCGCCCGGUGUGCCGUACGAGAAGUGCCGCGUGGGCACGCUGAUCUACACCUCGCCGGAGCAGCUGGAGGGGAACCGGUGCUACGGGCAGGCCGUGGACAUGUGGGCGCUCGGGUGCAUCAUGGCUGAGCUCCUGGCCGACGGGACCCUGUUCGUGGGAGACACGGAGGAGGGCAUGGUCGCCGAGAUGGCCAAGCUACGAGAGCAGAUCGCCUCCACGGGGAAGAUGGACCUGGAGUGGUUCCCGGAUCUUUCGGAAGCCGGGCACGGCCUCCUCACUGGCAUGCUUGCAUUCGACCCCGACCAGAGGCUCACGGCGGUGGAAGCGCUUCACCAUCGGUGGUUCAACAACAACGAGGCCUCUGCUUCGUGA
Triticum turgidum subsp. durum (durum wheat) is the source of this 942-nucleotide messenger RNA. The record is from the annotation of a GenBank genome assembly. Lineage: Eukaryota; Viridiplantae; Streptophyta; Magnoliopsida; Poales; Poaceae.